AUUGCUGUAGUGCCAAGUGGGUCCCGCUCGGGUGCAGAAACAGUGAAGAAGAUGAGGGGUAGCCUAGAAAUAUAUACCCGAUAGAGCAGCUAAUAUGUCGUUAGGGUUGUCCCCUGUUUCUGCCGCCACUCCAUCAUCUGAGCGGAUUGCCUCGGGGGAGAGAGCACGAAAGGGGCGGCCGCCUGGCACAUGGUCGAAACAGAAACUCGCUCCUCUUGGCGAAUGGAUGAACACGUCAGCGGGACUAGCAUUUACACCACAUGUACUACACGUUAGAGUCGGAGAGAUAUUACGGCAAAAAUACUGGCAUUUGCACGACAGCGACCGAGAUGUUUAUGCAUCAUGUCAGCUGAGAUCAAUGUGCAGGCUAAGACAAAAUGCCUGCUGAGGAAUAUCCACAUAUGAUUCUGUACUUUAAUUAUUACAGAAAUCCGAGGUUCUUGAAGACACCGAUGAUUGUUAACGGAGUUGGGAAUCGUCACCACGGAGGGGAGAAGGCAUUUUGCAGUCCAGAAUGCCGGUCUAGGCAAACCUCGAUUGAUGAACAGAGCGAUAGGUUGCGUCGCUGUGCGGCGAAGAAGAAGAGGGAGUACUCUGUUUCGCCCUGCUCUGGUAAACUUGAGUUUAUAGCAAAAAUCAAAGUUACGGCAAAAAUUGUAAAUCAUAAGAUUUUAAGCUCGGUAUUGUGAAUUUUCGUAAAUGAGUCACACACGAUUACGGCUGAGGAGUCGCAGCAUGUUGCAUUGGUGGUGGAUAUUUCGGAUAUUGCAAGAGAAAUCCACUUUGGGGUCAAAUUUGCAAUUUGGGUGGAGCUGGUGGGAAGAUGGAGUAAGUAUAUAUGUGAUUCUGCAAUUUUCAGAACUGUUUGAGCCAGGGAGGUGGGUUUCCAGAAAUUACAAAUUGAACCCCACAUGGGCGGCAUUUUGGGUUGAAGGACCAAAACAAAAAAUGAUAUGUAAUAUAGGGACCAAAAUUGUAAUUAUCCCAAGUUUGUUAUAAAAAAUAU
This is a messenger RNA of Erythranthe guttata (spotted monkey flower), 1006 nucleotides long. The record is from RefSeq and is a predicted model, not a curated record. Lineage: Eukaryota; Viridiplantae; Streptophyta; Magnoliopsida; Lamiales; Phrymaceae.